AUGGGAAGAAUUAGAGUCAUCUUUGUUUGCGUCUCAAUCAUCUUAUCAUCACAGCAGUCGUAUGCCCAAUGUCCAGAUACAGCUCUAGCUUCAUUAUUGAGACAAAUUUUGACGCCAUCGAAAGCACCAAUGGCGAUACAAGCUAUUAAAUCUGCCGCAGAGGAUACGGGCAGAACGAUGUUUGUCCCGGAAACAAUUAAGUCGAGACGGGUUAUUGUGCCAAGCCAGAAUAUGUUCGAACCAAUCGCUGUACCCAGAGAACGAGAAAUCGUCCCAUUAUCCAGUAUCGUACCGGCCAACGAUUGUCCCAUCAGAAUACUGGCAAACGAAAUAGCCCGUGCGCCAAUCGAAGUGCGCGUACAACCAAAUGAGUUUCCGUGUGAUUGUCAACGAGCUUUGACACGACCUCGAGUGGAAUGUCAAACUCAAUCAGUCAUACCUUUUGAGCAAUAUCCCGUUAACGAGUUCUACAGAAGCGCUCCGGUCGUGAAUUACAUGUCACCCCAAAUGUACCCCGAGAGGCAGCCAGCGGGGAACCCUUAUCUGCCCAUUGCUUCUCCAAUAUCAGCCCUUUCGACAACGUCAUCCAAUUUUCUACCGCCGCCGACACAGGCGCGGAGUCAUUUUCUAAGGAAAGUGCCCAUACCACCUCCUACUUUGUAG
Messenger RNA from Bombyx mandarina (wild silkworm), 663 nucleotides. RefSeq lists its product as uncharacterized. NCBI's taxonomy places the organism in Eukaryota, Metazoa, Arthropoda, Insecta, Lepidoptera, Bombycidae. The record is from RefSeq and is a predicted model, not a curated record.